GAUGCAGCCUGGCCACAGCCACACACUCUCCCAUUGCUCCCUCCUUUUCAUUUCCUUUAAAUACAUCCCCUCAAAAAUCUCACCGUCAUUUCCCAUACCCAAUUUUUUUUUUUCCUUCAAAGAAGCAACGAAUAAAGUUAACAAAAGAAUAAGAAAUACCAGUGAAUUUUGGAAAUGGCAGGAAGAGUAGAUCUGGAUGGAAAUCCAAUAAAGCCAAUUACGAUAUGUAUGAUUGGUGCUGGUGGUUUUAUUGGGUCACAUCUAUGUGAGAAAUUGAUGUCUGAGACACCACAUAAGGUGCUAGCUGUUGAUGUUUACAAUGACAAAAUCAAGCACUUGCUUGAACCGGCUACUCUUACAUGGGCUGGUCGCAUCCAGUUUCACCGUAUCAAUAUUAAGAAUGAUUCUCGUCUUGAAGGCCUUAUCAAGAUGGCAGAUCUGACCAUCAAUCUUGCUGCGAUCUGCACUCCAGCUGAUUACAACACUCGUCCACUUGACACUAUCUACAGCAACUUCAUUGAUGCUCUUCCAGUGGUGAAGUACUGCUCUGAAAAUGCAAAGCGUCUUAUUCACUUUUCCACCUGUGAAGUUUACGGGAAAACAAUAGGUGCCUUUUUACCCAAAGACAGCCCAUUGCGUCAGGAUCCUGCUUACUAUGUGCUUAAAGAAGAUGAAUCCCCUUGCAUUUUUGGACCCAUUGAGAAGCAGAGGUGGUCCUAUGCCUGUGCAAAGCAAUUGAUUGAGAGGUUGAUAUUUGCUGAGGGUGCUGAGAAUGGCUUAGAAUUCACAAUUGUAAGGCCGUUCAAUUGGAUUGGUCCCAGGAUGGAUUUCAUUCCUGGCAUUGAUGGUCCUAGUGAGGGUGUUCCGAGGGUGUUAGCUUGCUUUAGUAAUAACCUUUUAAGACGUGAACCACUGAAACUAGUGGAUGGUGGGGAAUCACAGAGAACUUUCAUAUAUAUCAAGGAUGCUAUUGAGGCUGUUCUCUUGAUGAUCGAAAAUCCUGCGAGGGCCAAUGGCCAUACUUUUAAUGUGGGCAACCCUAACAAUGAAGUUACUGUGCGCCAGCUAGCUGAAAUGAUGACCAAGGUUUAUUCGAAGGUGAGUGGAGAAUCUUCUCUUGAAACGCCUACCAUUGAUGUAAGUUCCAAAGAAUUUUAUGGAGAAGGGUAUGAUGACAGUGACAAAAGAAUUCCGGAUAUGACUAUUAUCAACAAACAGCUUGGUUGGCACCCGAAGACAUCCCUAUGGGACUUGCUCGAAUCCACACUCACGUACCAACACAGGACGUAUGCUGAGGCUAUCAAGCAGGCCAUGUCAAAGACAACUGCAAAUUGAGUGAAGGCGGAGUAGUUCUCGAGGACGUGCUGCUUGUCGGCAGGUCUUUCAAUUGCUUUACAGAAUCUAUCCAAGUGAAUCUUCUUGGUUCAGUUCUCAAAAUACGGAACUUCUUUUUGCCACUCACGUUUUGAAAAUCUAUAAUAGCUGACGUUGUAAGCAUCAUGUAUUUUAUCUUCUUGAGUUGUGACAGCAGUCAUUAGGAAAUUGUGUCAUAGGUCGAUGUAAUGUUACUGGAGAGUUGUCAACAACAGUUAUCAGGCAUAAAAUGAAGGGAAGCCUGUAAUGUCCUUUUAAUAUUUCGUUGUCAAUUCAUUUUAUUCUUCUAUAUGAAAACACAUCUUGUAUCAUUUUUUAGACCUGCUGCCUCCAGUGGUCAUUUGUUCAUCUAUAUAGAUUGUCCUUUCUAACCGA
Molecule: messenger RNA, 1749 nt
Organism: Lycium ferocissimum
Lineage: Eukaryota; Viridiplantae; Streptophyta; Magnoliopsida; Solanales; Solanaceae
Product: UDP-D-apiose/UDP-D-xylose synthase 2
Exons: 9
Coding region: 175-1335 (386 amino acids)
Molecular function (GO): carboxy-lyase activity
Source: RefSeq, a predicted model, not a curated record